GGGAGGAAGUGCAGGCUUUGCAGGUUCAGAGGGACUCUCUCUCUUUCACUCCACCAGACCUUGUUUGAUAUUUUCCCUCCCUCCCGUCCAUAUCUUCAAAAAAACCCUGCUUGGAUAACCAUGGCACAGUUCAGUUAUAGCACCCGCUCAGCAGCUGCCCCAGGGGGUUUUAGCCAGGUCCGAGUCAGCUCUGUUUCUUCCUCUCGUGGCGUUGGAGGGGGCUCCAGCUUUAGGAAACCCGGUGGCUUUGGCAGUUCCAGCCUCUACAGUCUUGGAUCCAGCAAGAAGAUUUCCACUGGUGGUGGAGGAAGCUUCUAUGGUGGCUUCUCCUCAAAUGCUCGCCUGGGGGGUGGUUAUGGAGGAGGUUUCGGUGGUGGGCUUCCAUCUCCAGGGAUUCAAGAGGUCACCAUCAACCAGAGCCUCUUGUCCCCCCUCAACCUGGAAAUUGACCCAACCAUACAGAAGGUACGCAAAGAGGAGAAGGAGCAGAUCAAGACCCUCAACAACAAGUUUGCAUCAUUCAUCGACAAGGUCCGAUUCCUGGAGCAGCAAAACAAGAUGCUGGAGACCAAAUGGAGCCUCAUGCAAGAUCAGAAGACCACCCGGAGCAACGUCCCCUCCCUCUUUGAAGCCUACAUCAGCAACCUGCGGAGGCAGCUCGACACCCUGAUGAAUGACAAGGGACGCCUGGAGGGAGAGCUGAAAAACAUGCAGGAUCUUGUAGAGGAUUUCAAGAACAAAUAUGAAGAUGAAAUCAACAGGCGCACAAGUGCAGAGAAUGAAUUUGUGAUACUCAAGAAGGAUGUUGAUGCUUCCUACAUGAACAGAGUGGAACUGGAGGGCAAGGUGGAUGCGCUGACUGAUGAAAUAAACUUCCUGAGGACUCUCUAUGAAACAGAGCUGCGUGAGCUACAGACACAAAUCUCUGACACUUCUGUGGUCCUUCAAAUGGACAACAACCGAAACUUGGACUUGGACAGCAUCAUUGCUGAGGUCAAAGCUCAGUAUGAGGAAAUCGCCAACAAGAGCAGGCUUGAGGCAGAAUCCUGGUACCAAAGCAAGUUUGAGGCCCUGCAAGCCAGCGCUGGGAAGCACGGAGACGACCUGCGUAGCUCCAAAGCUGAAAUUGCUGAAACUAACCGUGCCAUCCAGAGGUUGCAGGCUGAGAUUGAUAGCAUGAAAAAUCAGCGUGCCAAGCUGGAAGCAGCCAUUACUGAGGCAGAGGAACGUGGGGAAAUGGCUGUCAAAGAUGCCAAGGCGAAGCUGGAGGAGCUGGAAGCUGCCCUCAACAAAGCCAAGCAAGACAUGGCCCACCAGCUGAGAGAGUACCAGGAGCUGAUGAAUGUCAAGCUGGCCCUGGAUAUUGAGAUCGCCACCUACAGGAAGCUGCUGGAAGGAGAGGAGAGCCGGCUGUCUGGAGACGGAGUUGGUUCUGUGAACAUCUCUGUGGUCAACUCCAGCGCUGGUGGUGGUUAUGGCUAUGGAGGAGGGCUCAGCUUGGGAAGUGGAAUGGGCAGCGGAGGCCUCAGCUUUUCUCCUGGUGGUGGUUCCGGCAGCACAAAAACGUACAGUAUGACGACCAGCACAACUAGGCGGAGCAUCAGAAACUAAGCUCUGAAAACCAUGGUCAUCACUGCCUGAGCAGAAGAAACGGCAUCUCCACUCCCUUCCCCUUUCCCCACAACAAAGAAAGGGAAAAAAAUCUAUUCAUGGUCUCCCCAAAGCCACUGGCUGUAAAAUUCAUCUAGUCAUAUAUUCUGCAGACACAUAGUUCUCCAGCUGAGGGCCAAGCUACACAUGACGAAUGACACUUGAACGGCAAGUGUAUUUCUCCCUGUUCACUUGCCCUCCACUCAAUCCACUUGCCGUUCAAGUGUCAUUCGUCAUGUGUAGCUUGGCCCUCAGACAGCUGUGCUGUUGAUUUCAUGCACAGCAGGCCCGAACCCCUAAAAGUGGAAUACAAACCUACAAAGAUUAGUUUCACGUGAGUUGUUUUAGUUCCGAAAUUGGUUUUUCCCGCCACUUUUCCCUGAAGGGAAAUGAAAUGUGAAAGUCCCAAACACAAAAUUAGAACUAUUGGCUUGGAUCCGGUAGAAAAGUUCCACUGAUGGAAGGGAUUUCUGUCAGCAGAGAAUGAUUUCUUCGCCUCCCUCCACUGCUGCAGCCCUAAAUGGCCCCCGAAAAGCUGAGCUUGGAGGACGGGACCCCCAUGAACAGAAUGAAGGGGGAGUUGGAGGUUUGCAGUAGUAGCAGUAAUAGUAGUAGUAGGGAAAUGGGUGGAAAACACUGUCCUUCGCAUCAACAGCAGUUUUCUUCCAGAUCCAACCUCUUUUCCCCCCUUUGUUUUGCAAAAUUAUAUUCUAUUUUGCAAUAUCCUCCCCCCCAUCUAUUCUACCUUCCAGUCACAAAAAUAAGAUUAACAACAACAUUAAUUGGUCAGACACUGAUGUUCUGAGCAGGGCCUUCUCUAGAGAAGGACUGAUUUCUUUAUUUCCCUCCUCUCUUGUUAUUCCAUGGUGACACCUGGGGUUCCAUACCAGUCUCCUGUUUUCUGUCAAGGGAGAAGAAUUUUGCAAUAUUGAGAACAGAUUUUGUGCAGGAAAAUACGCUUUUUGGCAUAUCAUGAAUAUACAAACCAUUAGUUUCCUUGCAAUGAAAAUAUUUUAUAUUUGUUGCUUUUGCAAAACAAUGCCCCAACAUUCCAGCACACUAUGGUAAAAUACACAUCAAAGCAGCACUCCUUCAUAAAAAUUUAACCACUUUUCUGCCAAAUAUUGUUUAGUACUUCUAUUCUAUCUGCAAUUGCUGUGCGGCCUAAGGAUAAUGAAAACAAUUCCCUUCAAAACCAACAAUUUUAUGCCCACAGUAUUUUUUUAUUUUAUAUUUUUAAAAUGUUUUCCCCAGUUCUCAUUCCCCCCCUUCAUUCUACAAGAAUGGGAAACGCAGCGACAAGAAAAUAAAUAGGCCUCUUAAAAAAAGAAAAGGAAAAAUGUGUUUUAUGACUAAAAAGCUGUUCAUUUUGAAGGGCUGUUUGUUCGUGCUUGGCUACUUGAGAGUGCUGCUGUAGUACUGUAUACAAGUUUUAUUUUAAAAAAAAUUAAGCAUAUUUUCCCACACAAAACCUACAAUUUUUGACAAGGUUUAUCAUGUUUUCAUUGCUGUGUUAAGAGAGCGGAUGCGUUUUUAUAUAGAGCAAAAAUAUAAAAUCUGUAUGGCUGGGGUUCCCCCCUCCCCCAUCACAAAGGUGUUAACUUGAAAGGAAUUUGAUUCUAUGUUAAGGGUUAUUUUUACAUAGUUUUUCUCUCCAACAGAAAAAAAAAAGCAAUACGACCAAACCUUUCUAAAGCAACUGCUUUGGUUAAUUUUUUUUAAAAAAAAUAUUUUUGAGGUUCCAUUUUGGAAACAAAACUCCAGGGGGGGGAACCCCCCUUAGAUUUAAGUAGCAUGAGUUUGGUUCUGACAAACAGUUCUAGUAACAUACAACCACCAUCAAAUCCAGGUGGAAAUUCAGCCAAGGAGGAUUUUGUAGACAGCCCUACAGUCUCUUCCAGACUGAGGGCCAAGCUACACAUGACGAAUUACACUUGAACGGCAAGUGGAUUGAGUGGAGGGCAAGUGAACAGGGAGAAAUACACUUGCCGUUCAAGUGUCAUUCGUCAUGUGUAGCUUGGGCCUGAGUAAGCCCAUUGAAAGAUCUCCCAGCCUGCGUAGAAUCAGUAUGAAUGAGUUUACCUGAUGAUGUCACAUGGUCCACAUUGCAGCAGCAUGCGCUUCUGCCUUGUCAUAUCGUAAUGAAUGUAGGUCCUUGGAUCUUUGAGAUGCGAGUGACCAUUAAAUGUCUUUUAAUAAAGCUUGCCUGUGGUGCCCA
Messenger RNA from Eublepharis macularius, 3868 nucleotides. RefSeq names its product keratin, type II cytoskeletal cochleal-like. Gene Ontology annotation, cellular component: keratin filament. The transcript has 9 exons. NCBI's taxonomy places the organism in Eukaryota, Metazoa, Chordata, Lepidosauria, Squamata, Eublepharidae. Gene Ontology annotation, molecular function: structural constituent of skin epidermis. The record is from RefSeq and is a predicted model, not a curated record. Gene Ontology annotation, biological process: keratinization; intermediate filament organization. Bases 121 to 1611 code for a protein of 496 amino acids.